This is a messenger RNA of Podospora anserina S mat+, 1500 nucleotides long. RefSeq lists its product as uncharacterized. NCBI's taxonomy places the organism in Eukaryota, Fungi, Ascomycota, Sordariomycetes, Sordariales, Podosporaceae. The transcript is spliced from 4 exons. The record is from RefSeq and is a predicted model, not a curated record. Gene Ontology annotation, biological process: transmembrane transport. Gene Ontology annotation, cellular component: membrane. The annotation marks the transcript as partial. Gene Ontology annotation, molecular function: transmembrane transporter activity.
UCCCCCUUCCGCCACCUUCCCCCCACACUCCCCACACCACCAGCGACCCGCCUGGGUUCGUCCCAUAUCAUGGGUGCCGCCGCAGAGGUCUCCGGCGCCGACCGGGAUGUUCCCACCACCGAGUCCGACAGCGUCACCAACGAGAAGGCCGUCUUCAAGAACACCGACAGCGAUGCCGUCGAGAGCGCCGGCUGGGACGAGACGGCCACCAAGAAGCUCAUCCGCAAGAUCGACGUCACGCUGAUCCCCUUCCUGGCUCUCCUCUAUCUGCUCUCCUUCCUGGACCGUACCAACAUCGGCAAUGCCCGUCUCGACACCCUCGAGAAGGAUCUCAAGCUCGACUCAGCCCGCCUCCAGUACAACGAUGCCCUCGCCAUCUUCUUCCCCUUCUACGUGGCCGCCGAGGUCCCCUCCAACAUGGCCAUGAAGCGUUUCCGCCCCUCCAUCUGGAUUCCCAGCAUCAUGGUCGCCUGGGGUAUCUGCACGACGCUUAUGGGUAUUGUGCACAACUAUGCCGGCCUCAUGGCCGUCCGUGCCGUCUUGGGUAUCGCCGAGGGUGGUUUGUUCCCCGGUAUCACCUACUACAUCACCAUGUGGUAUCGUCGCCACGAGUGCGGUCUCCGCAUGGCCAUUUUCUUCUCGGCUGCCACCGCUGCCGGUGCGUUCGGCGGUCUCUUGGCUCGCGGUAUCGUUGAGAUGAGAGGCGUCGGUGGUCUCUCUGGCUGGCAGUGGAUCUUCAUCCUCGAGGGUAUCCUCACCGUCAUCAUCGCCAUUGCUGCCUACUUCGUCAUGCAGGACUACCCCUCCACAGCCAAGUUCCUCACCGAGGAGGAGCGUGCCGAAGUCAGCGCCCGUCUCAAGCGCGAUCGGUCCUCGCUGGCCGACGCUAAGAACAAGAUCUUCCUCCCCACCAUCAUCAACGAUCUCGGCACCGCCACCUCCCCCGAGAUGGCCCAGCUCAUGACUGUUCCUCCCUACAUUGUAGCCUGCUUGUUCUGCAUCGGUGCCGGCUGGCACGCUGACAGGCGUGGUGAGCGCGGCAUCUACAUGAUUGGAUUCAUGAUCAUGGCCAUCGUUGGACUGAUUUGCUUGAUUGCGACGCCGAAUGCCGGUGUCCGCUACCUUGGCUGCUUCCUCCUCGCCUCGGGUAUCUACCCCAACGUCCCCCAGGGUGUCGCGUGGAACGGCAACAACAUUGGCGGUUCCCUCAAGCGCGGUGUCGGCAUUGCCAUGCACGUCGGCUUCGGCAACUUGGGCGGUACCAUUUCUGCCUACCUCUUCUUGACCAAGGACCGCCCCCGCUACUACCCCGGCUUCGGCACUCUUCUCGCCUGCCAGGUCAUGGCUGCCAUUCUGUCCAUCUUCAUGACCAUCUACUUGCGUCGGGAGAACGCCCGCCGUGACCGCGAAUACAAGCCUCCAAGCGAGUACACCGAGGAGGAAAGGGUUGCCGAGAGGGAGAAGGGCGACAACGCUAGCUUUUUCCGCUACACCAUUUAA